Molecule: messenger RNA, 1287 nt
Organism: Branchiostoma belcheri (Belcher's lancelet)
Lineage: Eukaryota; Metazoa; Chordata; Leptocardii; Amphioxiformes; Branchiostomatidae
Exons: 4
Coding region: 1-909 (302 amino acids)
Source: RefSeq, a predicted model, not a curated record
AUGGCCGGAAUGGUCCGGAUAGUGCUGAGUAUCAUCUCCCUCCUGGUCACAUCGGCCUUCUGCGGACAUGUGGCGGUGGGGGACGACUUCACCGCCGAAGAGAUUGUUCAAGUUUGCGGUCAUCAUGACCGGUCACGACCGGUGGAGGAAAUCGUUUGUGAUCCGAAGAAAGUACUGGGAUCCAAAGAUCUGGAAGCUGUGAGCAGCACCAUCAAAGACAUCAAGUUCUACCUCCGCAGACAAGACGUUGACUGUCGUCAUCUUCGAGACUUCAAGGCCAUUCUUGUCCUAUUACCAUGGUUACCAGGCUACAACAGAGCCUCAGAGCGUGCCUGUAACCAGACUACAUCUACUGCUGAGGACCAGCGUGUGGUGGCAGAGCGGAUAGCUGAGGGAGUGGGAGUCAGGAGAUUCAAGAACAAAUCUGCAUGUGGGUUUGUUUCAGUUUUCUCUCUCAGAGAACCUGUGUUCUCACUCUGGGUGAAAAACGACAAGGACAGGAACCAGACCAGAGGCGUGGCCAGGCGGAUGAACGAUACCUUCACCCGGCUGAUGUCUGAGGCCAGGAGGAAGGCCAUUAUCACAGCAGUGAAGGAACUGACUCUGCCAUGCGAUCUGCGUCCGCCAUUUUUCGCUCGGACCCUCCGGAAACCCAAGAGUGACCUGCAGUUUCAAUAUGCGCCCCCCUGCGACCAGAACACCACUCUGCAGUACAUCGAAAUUCUCGGAUUUGAACUGACAAUCGACGAAAUAGUCUACCUAAGUUUUGCUGCAGUCGGAACAGUGACCAUAAUCAUCAUGAUUUGUUGUAUUUGUAAGCUGUGUUCAGAGACGUCAAAGUUUAACAAUGUCCGUCAGUUUUAUCAUGGUUCCCACAAUGAAACUCAGGACGAAAUUCUAAGUAUGUAAUCUUUAGUAUUCAACAGCUUUUACUCUACGACGUUUAAAGAGGGGGAUACAAAUCCACAUCUUCAAGUUUUUAUCUUACGAAAUGUUUAAGGGGAACAUCCGGAAUACAUCGCUACUAUUCGCUGGUGUGAGAAAUGCUAGCUGCCUUGUUAUGGUACAAAUGAAAAUCGAAUCAAACUUUAUCGUACGAGGUAAUGAUUGUGAAGAGUACAAUGUAUGGCAAGGUACUACUAGUAUUCUGAACAAUAACUACAAUAUCUGUAAAUAGAAAGCAGUAACUACAUUACAAACAGUAUGAUAUCUAACGAUUAUAAUAGUCCCCAAAAAUUAAAUUUUGCAAUAAUAUUGUAGGAAUACUACCAUUAUUAGAUAAAACGU